Molecule: messenger RNA, 3426 nt
Organism: Rotaria socialis
Lineage: Eukaryota; Metazoa; Rotifera; Eurotatoria; Philodinida; Philodinidae
Source: the annotation of a GenBank genome assembly
AUGAGUUUCAGCGACCGAUCGUUGGCAUCGUCAUCCGGAAUCAGUGUGCAAGGGGCUGGAGGAUCAUCCGCAACAUCCUUCGGAGGAGUAAAUCCAUCGGAUGAACAAGUCGAGCCAUCGUCGACAUUCGGCAUUUUUUCAAUUGAUUAUAAAAAACAUGAAGAUAUCAAACAAAUGCUCGAUGGCAAUAAAGAGAAUUUAAAAUUAGAGGCUAUGCGUCGAAUCAUUGGUAUAAUUGCAAAAGGUAAAGAUGCUGCUGAUCUAUUUCCAGCUGUAGUGAAAAAUGUCGUUUCCAAAAAUAUGGAAAUUAAAAAAUUAGUAUAUGUCUAUUUAAUGCGUUAUGCUGAAGAACAACAAGAUCUUGCUCUACUUUCCAUAGCAACAUUUCAACGAGGAUUAAAAGACCCAAAUCAGUUGAUUCGAGCCAGUGCUUUACGUGUUCUAUCCAGUAUACGUGUACCAACCAUUGUAUCUAUCAUGAUGUUAGCUAUUCGCGAGGCUGCUAACGAUAUGUCACCUUAUGUUCGUAAAACUGCUGCUAAUGCAAUAGCUAAACUUCAUGCUUUAGAUCCAGAACUGAAAGAUGAACUGGUUAUGAUUAUAGGGAAAUUAUUGGCUGAUAAAACGAUUUUAGUUACUGGCAGUGCAGUGCAAGCAUUUGAACAAGUAUGUCCGGAACGUAUUGAUUUAAUACAUCAAAAUUAUCGACGUUUAUGUAAUCUAAUUGUUGACGUUGAUGAAUGGGGGCAAGUCACUGUUUUGAGUAUGUUAACAAGAUAUGCUCGAACACAAUUCGUUGAUCCUAAUAAGACCUAUGAAGAUGACAAGGCAGAUUUUUAUGGUGAUAAUAAAAUGAAAGAAGAAAAAGACGAGGACGAUGAUGAUUCAUCAGAAAAACGAACGUACGUUAUGGAUAGUGAUCAUCGAUUAUUGUUACGAGUCACAAAACCAUUAUUACAAAGUAGAAAUUCAGCUGUUGUUAUGGCUGUUGCUCAACUUUAUUAUUCUGUUGCACCUCGAAGUGAAAUACAAAUUGUUGCAAAAUCACUGAUUCGUUUACUUCGUCAUCAUCGUGAGAUUCAAACAAUUGUCUUAAAAUCAAUAGUAUCAAUGGCGAACAAACAUAAACAAAUAUUCGAACCAUAUUUGAAAUCAUUUUAUGUCCAUUCGAAUGAUAGUAGUUACGUUAAAUGUUAUAAACUUGAAAUUCUUACUACAUUAGCUAAUGCUUCAAAUAUUGCGACUAUUCUACGAGAAUUUCAAACUUAUGUCGUCAGUCCGGAUAAAGAGUUCGGUGCACAAACAAUUCAAGCUAUUGGCCGAUGUGCAAGUACUAUACCAGAAGUAACUGAAGCCUGUUUAAAUGGACUUGUCACAUUAAUGUCCAAGAAAGAUGAAACUAUUGUGGCAGAAAGUGUUGUGAUUAUUAAAAAGCUACUUCAAAUUAAUCCAUCGCAAUACAGUGAUAUUAUUAAACAUAUUGUUCGUAUGGUUGAUAAAGUCACUGUUCCAGCAGCACGUGCAUCUAUUCUUUGGCUUAUUGGAGAAUAUUCCGAUCGUAUUAGUAAAUUAGCACCAGACGUUUUGAGAAAAAUGGCUAAAUCAUUUCCAGAUGAAGAAACAAUCGUUAAACAUCAAAUACUUAAUCUAGCUGCGAAACUCUUUGUCACCAAUAAUAAACAAACACAUCUACUUGUUCAAUAUGUAUUUAACUUGGCUAAAUACGACACAAAUUAUGAUACACGGGAUAAGGCACGAUUAAUUCGAGCUUUAUUACUUCAAACUGAAAAUUGUCCACAAUUGAGUAAACAUGCGAAAAAGAUUCUAUUGGCACCUAAACCAGCACCUACACUAGAAUCGAUUAUAAGAGGUACUUUCAAAUUGUGUUGUAGAAAUAAUUUGUGUCCUAAACAAAACAAUUGUUGGUGGAUAGUAGAAGCAGCUACACAAUUAUUGUUUCGUAUUUUAUUUAUUUCAGAGAUUGUUAUUCUUUCUUUCUUAGGUCAUGACCAGUAUACAUUAGGUACAUUAUCAUAUGUUAUCGGCCAAAAAGCAACAGGCUACCAUGAUUUGCCUGAUUUUCCACUUGUACCAGCCGAUCCAAAUGUUCGCAAUGUUGAAAUUAUUCAACAAGAAACCCCACAACAUGAUCAUUCAAGCAAAUCAAGUGCAACAUCUAGAACCAAGAAGAAGAGUAGUACAAGUAAAAGAUUUUAUUCAGAUGAUGAGGCAGAAGAUGAUGAAGCCGCAGAAGAAGAAGAAGAAGACGAGGAGGAGGAGGAGGAUGAAGAAGAUGGCUCCACUGAAGAUCCAGAUAAUGAUGAAGAAGAGGCAAAACCAAAAAAGGUUGCGAAGAAAUCGCAUGAUUAUGAACAAUUAGAUGCUCGACCAUCCGAUAGUGGUCAAAAUCCACCUGAAGAUGAUGGAAGUAGUGGAAACGAGGAAGAGUCUGAAGAAGAAACAGAUGAAUCCGAAGAAGAAGAAUCAAGCGAUGAAGAUGAAUCUAUUCCACAACAUAUAUCCAAUGUUGGGAAAUCUCCAUCAACUAUCGCUGUUAGUGAUUAUAAAAUUCCAGCAGCAGAUAAAUCUCUUCUAGAUCUCGAUUUGGAAUCAAUCCUUGGAUCGGCAUCAACAUCAGUUCAACAGCCAACAACUUACACAUUCGAUGAUUUAAAUAGCUUACAAUCUUUAUCUGGAUCAUCGUCAACAUUAACUUACAUUCGACAAUACGAUUGUUUAAAUCGUAUGCUAGGUCAAGGUUUACAAAUUCAAUAUCGUUUUCCACGUACACCGUAUCGACGUUCAUCAAAUAUGGUUCAUGUUGAAUUAAUAUUUACAAAUACAACAACAACCAAUGACAUUCAUUCGAUUAAAUGUAUCAAAUCGAAAGCCGGCGUCAAUAUCGAUGGUUUCAAUGAAAUUGAUGUAUUACCAAGUGGUGCAUCGAUUGUUUCAUCUAUUGGUAUUGAUUUUAACGAUAAAACACAGCCGGCUUCAUUCGAUGUAUCGUUUGAUAGAAGACAGCUAUCAACACCACUAUCAAUAUCAUGUCAUGUUGGAGAACUUAUUGAACAGAAAUUUUUAAAUGAACAACAAUUCAAUCAAAAUUUAGUUAACCUUCGUGGUAUGAAUGAAAUAAACGAUAGUAUUAAUCUUAGUGAGACACAAAUGGGAAAGUUAAAUUUUACAUCUAUUCAAACAAAAGUACUACAAUGUGCGAAUGUUUCGUCGGUACCAUCAGGUUCUGGUACUUCAACGACAUAUAGAUUUUCCGGUCAAACAAUAUCAAGUAAAGCAUUAGUGCUCAUUUCCGUGCAAUUAAACAUUCCUGAAUUAACAGUGAACUUAACAAUAAAUUCCGAUCGCAUUGUACUGGCAACAAUGUUAUUAAAAGAAAUUAAACAAACAUUUUCAACGGUGGCUUAA